GCGUUAAAUAAUCCCGUUUCAUAUAUGUGCCGGUACGCGAGUACGUCGUCCGUCCGUCGUGCGGUGUUUCUCGCGCAUGGGUGAUAUGUUAUUGGAGAUGGAGCAACAUUCGGGCCUGAUAUCCCUGAGCAUGUCGCCGUUUCACCUGAGUCCGCAGGGCAGCCCGCAGGCCGCCGGCCAGCAGACCCCGCAACAGCAGCAGCCGCAGCCGCACUACGGCUCGGCUUACAGCAGUUGCGCGCAAAGCUCGCCAUCGCCCAUGUGCCAUCAGCCGCAAUCUCAAUCGCAGCAACAACAACAAAUGUCCGCUCACGGUCAGGCGGCCCAGUCGCAGAGCAUGUCGGGUUUCGAGGCCGCCUUCUUCGAGCCCAUGCCGCUCGAGGACCCCCGUUGUCCGAUUCGAGAUCUGCGCCACAAAAAGGUGUACACGUGUCGUUCCCGCCAACAGGAGCCGGAAAGCGGAACAGGAGGCUGCGGCGGCACAUCCACCAGCCUGGAUGGUAACGGUGGUGGUGGCGGUUACACCGGCAGCGGCGGCGGCACUGCCGCCGGAGGCAGCGGUCCAGGCACGACCAACGCCACCGUCAGCGGCGGAGCCGGCGGCGGCGGGCCGGCCGCUGCCGCGGGAAGCGGCAACGUCGCCACCGGCGGUGCGGUUCCGACCGGCGGCGGUACCCUGUGUCACCCCGGACUGGGCCAGGUCGGCGUUGUGACCGGCUCGAUACCAUGUCCGUCCGAUUUCCCGGAUACCAAGGACAUCGUCAUCGAGGAGCUGUGUCCGGUAUGCGGUGACAAGGUGUCCGGCUAUCACUACGGUUUACUCACGUGUGAGUCCUGCAAAGGAUUCUUCAAGCGCACCGUCCAGAACAAGAAGGUCUACACGUGCGUCGCCGAGAGGUCCUGUCACAUCGACAAGACGCAACGGAAACGGUGUCCGUAUUGUCGUUUUCAAAAGUGCCUCGAAGUCGGCAUGAAGCUCGAAGCUGUACGGGCGGACAGGAUGCGGGGCGGUAGAAACAAAUUCGGACCCAUGUACAAGAGGGAUAGGGCGCGGAAGCUCCAGCUGAUCCGCCAACGGCAGCUGGCGAUUCAAACCAUACGCGUCUUGUACAUACAUGUCGACGAUCAGAUGAAGCUACUACAACAUUCUUGGUCGGAUAUGUUGGUGCUAGAUCAUCUUCAUCAGAGGUUACACAAUAAUCUGCCCGACGAGACGACACUUCACAAUGGCCAAAAGUUUGAUCUUCUCUGUCUCGGCCUACUCGGAGUUCCUUCCUUGGCCGAAACCUUCAGGGAAUUAUCCAAAACAUUGCAGGAAUUAAAAUUCGACUCCUCCGAUUACAUAUGCAUGAAAUUCCUAAUGCUGCUGAAUCACGAUGUCCGUGGACUAGUAAACAAGAAGCAUGUGCAAGAGGGUCACGAGCAGGUUCAACAUACGCUUAUGGAAUACACAUUAACGAGUUAUCCAUCUAUACCGGAUAAAUUUCACAAGUUGUUAGCAGUAUUACCGGACAUUCAUGAGGUGGCAACCAAGGGGGAAGAGCAUCUUUAUCAGAAACAUUGUAACGGAGGUGCGCCGACACAAACACUUCUCAUGGAGAUGCUUCACGCCAAGAGGAAAUGAAACAAUCGAUUUUACUUGGUAAUCUUUGCCAUCGAAUAAGAAACAAGUCCGUUAUCACAUAUAUGUAUGCAUAUGCGCGUACACACACACACACACACACACACACACAACAAAACACAUAUACACACGCAGUCCUAUUAACGCCCCUAAUCGUGAGACAGAGUGGACCUCAAAGUAUCUAUUAAGAGCUAAAACGCUGCUAAGGUAUCGGACCAAGUAAAGGGGCCCUGGUUCAUGAAAUACCUAUGCAUACAAAUCAAGUAUAGACAUACAUACUUUACAUAUAUAUAUACAUAGUAUAUGUAUUAUAAAGUGUAUCUAAAUAUAUAAACACAAUGACAUAUAUUUUCUAUAUUUGAUGUUGAAGUUUUAGAGAUGUAUCCGUGAAGAAUUACCCCUGUUAAUGGGUAUAAGCGCAGGGAAACAGUAAGCAAGAUGCCUUGAAAACAGUACAAAGGGUGGUUAACAAAAAAUAUUGGUCAAAGGGCAGGCAACUUUUGUCUAAAUAAGUAAAGCUAUUUUUCUAAUACUUAGAAGCGAAUUUAUUUUUAAGCAUACCACACUGAAGCCUUGCUCUCACUCGAACGAAAUAUAUCGUACUGCUAAAAGAGAAUCGAAUUCUCUCUCCAGAUCAAUCGUGCUUCUGCAAGGGAUUCAAUGGGCAUACUUGAAUGACAAUGAACUUGCAUGUGAUAUACAUAUGUGUUUGUCGCACGGCCACCUGGGCAUCCUUAGAAUUUCCUAUAAAGAAACAAAUCUGCAUUUUUGUCACACUUGCACACAGCGGGGCUACUAUAUUGUAAAUACUAGUUAACACAUUCCAAUUACGUUGUAAAGUACGGAUCAUGUUAAAUAUGUAAUUACAAUAUUUUGUGUAUAGUUGAAUAAUGAAACGAAAUAAAUAUAUUUCUGUUGCUUACUUGAGGAAAAAUCAUUAGCUACUUAAUGUCUUCACUAAUUUUAGGCUCUUAUUCAUGUAUCUUUCUUUAUUACUUUUCAAAUAGGUGGCGGAAAGGAAUAACUACAAAUUGCGAUAUUUUACUAUUGUAUGUUGUAUCAUAAUAAAGAUUUUGUUUAAGAAAUAAAAAAAUAAUUGGAGCAAGGUUUAUGUGGUCCUAUAUUGUCUAGCAAUUAAUUCUAAACGCAUAAGGUAAUAUUAAUCAUAUUGCAGUUGUUAAAUAGAGAAACGUUUAGUAAAUGUUAAGAUAGCGAUCGAAAAUAGUAAUUUUUCACUAAUAGACUAUUAUUAUUAAAUAUUAUUAUUAUUAUUAUUAUUAAUUAUUGCUAUUAUUAUUAUUUAGCCAAUAGUCAGAAAUUCUUCAGUGCUGUGAAAGUUUGUCUUUUCGACACCUGUGUGGUAUUCGAAGCCAUUGGAAAUUACAUAUUAUCUCAGAUGCAAAGUUUAAACAUGACAAUCAAGACAGAAAUCUUUCCUCGCACUGGUAGAUUGGUAAUGUUAUCCGUUGCGCGACUCCUCUUGUUUUUAUUCACGUAUCAAACACGUACCUGCUGCAAAAAAAAUGCUAUUUUACUAUUUUCACUUUUUCCACCGAUAUCUUUCAAUAUAUAAUUAGAUGUGUAAAGUGCUUGUUGGAGAAGCGGAAACUUGACGUUUCACGUUAGAUUAAGAAUCGAGUGUUAAAUCAAAUCAAGAGGAACGGUAACGAAUAUUAUUACCAAUUACGAUUCAAUAUUUUCCCGAGGGCACCACAUGUACUUAUCGCGUGAGUAAAGAUUUGUGUCCACCGCGUCAAGUUUGACUUUACACACGAUAUAGAAUAUGCUAAUGUUCCCAAAUUUUCAAAUCGUCCGGUUCUUCACGUUAAGCACGAACGGCGCGCGGAACCAGCCUAGGCUUAUCAUUGUUCUCAUUUUUAAUAGUGCUUUUUUGAGAAAAAAAAA
Messenger RNA from Pogonomyrmex barbatus (red harvester ant), 3526 nucleotides. RefSeq names its product ftz transcription factor 1. Gene Ontology annotation, molecular function: nuclear receptor activity; RNA polymerase II cis-regulatory region sequence-specific DNA binding. Gene Ontology annotation, cellular component: RNA polymerase II transcription regulator complex. Lineage: Eukaryota; Metazoa; Arthropoda; Insecta; Hymenoptera; Formicidae. Gene Ontology annotation, biological process: tissue development; hormone-mediated signaling pathway; regulation of transcription by RNA polymerase II. The record is from RefSeq and is a predicted model, not a curated record.